GGCUUUGAGCAAAAAUAAAGACGCUAUCUAUGCAAUAACACCCCCUAAGAAAUUCCACUUCCGAGCCGGGAAAACACGAACUCGCUUGCUCCACAUUCAAACAGCAUGGCUCCAAGUUUCACGUUCGAAGCACCCAGCGACGAAGAACCCCAACUCUCAGAAUCCAAGGACGAAGACAACGAAGAAGAAGAAGAAGCAGAAGACAAACCUUCUAAACCGAAACGCAAAUCUCAAUCACCAUGGGACUUUUCUUCUUACUCCGAAUCCGUCGCAGAAGAACACGCUCGUCGUGGAACCACCUCCGUCGAUUUCAAAAUCUCCAAAAUUCUCCAACAAAGCUCCGUUCCAGCUCAGCAGGAAGAGACCUCCGAUACCGAACCCGACAAACAAGUUGAUUAUAGAUCGGAAGAUGAAGAUGAAGAAAAGACUAAUGCAGGUGAGAGUAAAUCGUUCUUUGCGCCAGCCGAAGGAGCGUCGUUUCAUGCGAAUUCUUUCAUGGAGCUUAAUCUUUCGCGUCCUUUGCUUCGAGCUUGUGAAACAUUGGGUUACAUUAAGCCUACUCCUAUUCAGGCUGCUUGUAUACCCUUAGCCUUGACCGGGCGCGAUAUAUGUGGUAGCGCAGUUACUGGUUCUGGGAAGACGGCUGCAUAUGCCUUACCUACACUAGAAAGGCUGUUAUACCGUCCUAAAAGGGUUUCGGCCAUACGGGUACUUAUCCUUACUCCAGCUAGAGAGUUAGCGGUUCAGGUUCACAGUAUGAUAGAGAAACUUGCUCAGUUUACUGAUAUUAGAUGUUGUCUGGUUGUUGGUGGGCUUUCAUUAAAGGCACAAGAGUCAGCUUUGAGAUUAAUGCCUGACAUUGUUGUGGCUACUCCUGGGCGCAUGAUAGAUCAUUUGCGCAAUUCCAUGUCUGUGGAUUUGGAUGAUCUGGCAGUUUUGAUCCUUGAUGAGGCAGAUCGUCUUCUGGAGCUUGGAUUCAGUGCUGAAAUACAUGAGUUGGUUCGUCUUUGUCCUAAAAGGAGACAGACUAUGCUGUUUUCCGCUACAAUGACAGAAGAAGUUGAUGAGCUUGUCAAGCUUUCUUUAACCAGACCCUUACGUCUAUCAGCUGAUCCAUCAGCUAAACGUCCGUCAACAUUGACUGAGGAGGUUGUAAGAAUACGUCGAAUGCGUGAAGUAAAUCAAGAAGCAGUUCUUCUGUCAUUGUGUUCAAAGACCUUCACAUCCAAAGUGAUCAUCUUCAGUGGAACCAAGCUGGCUGCACAUAGGUUGAAGAUUUUAUUUCAGUUGGCUGGCCUUAAAGGAGCUGAGCUUCAUGGAGAUCUUACACAAGUCCAGCGCCUUGAUGCUUUGGAACGUUUUAGGAAGCAGGAAGUUGAUUUUUUAAUUGCCACGGAUGUGGCUGCUCGUGGACUUGAUAUAAUUGGUGUUCAGACAGUUAUUAAUUAUGCUUGUCCUCGAGAUAUUACAAGCUAUGUUCACCGAGUGGGUCGAACUGCAAGAGCUGGUAGGGAAGGAUAUGCUGUUACAUUUGUGACUGACAAUGACCGAUCUCUAUUAAAAGCUAUUGCAAAGAGGGUGGGUUCAAAGUUGAGGAGUAGGAUUGUAGCAGAGCAGUCUAUUGCUAAGUGGUCUCAGAAAAUUGAGGAGAUGGAAGACAAAGUGGCUGAAGUUAUUGAAGAGGAAAGGGCGGAGCGAGCCCUAAGAAAAGCUGAAAUGGAAGCAACAAAGGCUGAAAAUAUGAUUGCACAUAAGGACGAAAUUUAUGCACGACCAAAAAGAACCUGGUUUAUGACAGAAAAGGAGAAAAAGCUUGUAGCAAACGCAGCAAAGGCAUCUAUAGAAAACGAAAAAGGUUCUACAAAUGCUGUUAUCAGUGCCCAACAAGCUGAGGACCUUAAGAUAAAGGAAAAGAGGAAGCGAGAGCGUGAGAAAAAUUUACCUCGGAAGAAACGUCGGAAACUGGAAGCAGCCAGAGAAAUGUUGGAGGAUCAAAGUGAAAUUAAUGACUCAGAAGGUAGGGGGAAAAAUAAGAAAGAAAAGGAAGGGAUAUCUUUGGUUGACAUGGCUUACCGGCGAGCAAAAGCAGUUAAAGCUGUGAAGAAGGCAUUAGAUUCUGGCAAAAUUGUGAAGAAAUCCAACAAAAAGUCAAAGCAUGGUAACCAAAAAACUCAAUCAAGGACAGAAGAGAUGUGGGAGCUAUUCCAAAAUGACAUGAGUGAGAGCAGGCGCAAGAGAACUAGUGGUGCAGGAAGGAAAAAGACCAAGAGUUCAUUUAAGAGCAAAUCACGUUACAAGCGCAGGUAGCUCAAGUACGUAUUGGAUAAACCAAAUUUGCAGCUAUUUAUGUUGGUGGGAGUUGCCGAUGGGUCAUAUGGUCGAGUCCGGAGACACUUCCUUUUGGGAGGGAGAGAUACCUACUGCAAGAGGUGAUCGCAGUAGGAAGGGAGAAUGAGUGUGUGUGUUGUAUACUGCCAUUAUAUAAGUAGUCAUUAGUGUUCAAAUAUUGCAAGCUAUUCAUUUUUUAUUUCGAAAAUGCAUUUGUUAACCAAAUGCCCGAAUACAUCUCCAAUGGAAGCCAAUUUUGUUCAAAUUGUUAUUGAAGUCGUCAGCCUUCACUUGAUAAGUUUCCUUGGAGAUGCAUGUUUUGCAAUUUGCGAUAGCCCAAGAUUUGUUAGUCUGAAAUUAGUUGUGCUACUACAUUAAGGAAAAGGGAAAAAGACAAGGCCACGACAUUGUAAGAGCAAGCCCUGGUUAAAGCAAUAUAAUCAAACAUCUCGUAACUUAGAAUGAAAAAUGCAAGGUAAGUGGACAAUCAAAGAAGAAAUGUAAACGUAAAGCAAAUAUGUUGAUACUGUUGUUAACCAACGAACAAAGAAGAAAAGCAAAAAUAAAGCAAAAAUAUUCUGAAAAUGUUGCCAAUGACCAUUGGCAUACUUAGGUUAUGUAGAUUUAGUUCAUUAUUCUGUAUUCUUUUCUUUUGCCUCUUGUCCUGCGGUUUCUAUUAAACCUUGGUUAUUUGUUACUUUGUUUCAUGUUUUUGCAGUAUUCAUUUUUCACUGCAUCAGGAUAAAUAAAUGCAAUUAGAUACAGAGAAAAGAACAAUUGCCAAACUGAAAGGUGACAAUGUGAAGGAAU
This is a messenger RNA of Durio zibethinus, 3138 nucleotides long. RefSeq names its product DEA(D/H)-box RNA helicase family protein. Gene Ontology annotation, cellular component: cytosol. NCBI's taxonomy places the organism in Eukaryota, Viridiplantae, Streptophyta, Magnoliopsida, Malvales, Malvaceae. Gene Ontology annotation, molecular function: nucleic acid binding; RNA helicase activity; ATP binding. The record is from RefSeq and is a predicted model, not a curated record.